CACGCACAAAAACAGCUGUUGCUGAAUCGUAAAUAGACGCUGUUUUUACUUAUACACCCUAAAUUGCUUGUUAGUAGCUACAUUUCGACCAAAAAAUGUCGUCGGCAAUAUAUUUGGAAAACUAUCUGGAUGGCCUGGAGAGUCUGCCCACGGAGCUGGAGCGAAACUUUAAGUUGAUGCGGAAACUGGACGAUCGCGCCCAAACGGCAAUGAAGAGCAUUGAUAGCCAUGCAAAGGACUUCAUGCGAAAGCUGGGCGAAAACGGGGCCAUGAGCGACGAGGAGCGCAAGGAGCGCCAGGAGGACAUAAAGGCGCUGUUUGGCAAAGCCAAGGAGUACAGUGACGACAAGGUCCAGCUGGCCAUACAAACAUACGAACUGGUGGACAAGCAGAUACGCCGCCUGGACAACGACCUGGCCCGCUUCGAGGGCGAGAUCCAGGAGAAGGCUUCCUCCACGCGUGCCAAAUCCGAGGAAGUGGUGGCCAAGAAAGGUCGCAAAAAGACUAAGGACAGCAAGACGGCGGGCAAAAAGAAGAAGUCCGCCUCAUCGGACGAGGACACUGGGCGUGGCAGCAACCAGACCAACGCCAAUUCCAGCCUCAAUUCGAGCAGCAAUGCAGGGCAAGGUACCAAAAAGAAAAAGUCCAAGGUAAAUCAAGAAAAAGAAACUCGCAAGGGGGGCGCACAAAAGAAAACCGUCGAGGUGGAUGACUCAGAGAAGGAGUCGUGCCACACGGCCGCCACGCACCCCAGCGACGUUAUGGACAUGCCCGUCGACCCCAAUGAGCCAACGUAUUGUCUGUGCCACCAGGUGUCCUAUGGUGAGAUGAUUGGCUGCGACAAUCCCGACUGCCCCAUCGAGUGGUUCCACUUUGCCUGCGUUGGCCUUACCACAAAGCCAAAGGGCAAAUGGUUCUGUCCCAAGUGCACGCAGGACCGAAAGAAGAAAUAGUUGCAAUCUCUUAUAAGAACGUAGAAUACAGCUAGCCUAAGUACUAAUUUAAAUAAAGUUUUGGCAUGUUACUGUCAAUA
Drosophila rhopaloa is the source of this 1033-nucleotide messenger RNA. RefSeq names its product inhibitor of growth protein 5 (gene Ing5). Bases 96 to 953 code for a protein of 285 amino acids. Lineage: Eukaryota; Metazoa; Arthropoda; Insecta; Diptera; Drosophilidae. The transcript is spliced from 5 exons. Gene Ontology annotation, cellular component: nucleus. The record is from RefSeq and is a predicted model, not a curated record. Gene Ontology annotation, biological process: regulation of DNA-templated transcription.